AUAUCCAACAUGCGAUUGCGUAUGAAGAGAAAACUGUGAAAACUAAACCCUAACUAAGCCUUCUGGGUCCACCUUCUUCUUCCUCGAGAGAUUGUGAAAAUGUUGAAGUUCCUAUCAAAAGUGAAGAUCGAGUUCAGUGCGCUAGACCCACGAGCAGCAUCAUGUAUGGAGUUUCUCGCACAAUGCAACUCACGGAAGGCGAAGGAAUCCAACCCCGCUUGCGAGGUGGAGGUCAAGCGCGGAAACGUCGCUCAUCCGCCGCAGAUCACCGUGACGUUCGUGAACGGUGUCGAAGAAGCCUUCGAUGCAACAGCCACGCCCGCCCACAACAUCAGAAGCAUGAUUCUUGAAAAGGGUCAGCUCCUUGAGACCGAACAGAUGUUCCGUGAGGCAGGAGAGGCUUGGCCUGUUAUCAUCCCUGAGGAGGAGAUUUCGCAACACGCUCCCGGUACCAAACCUAGGAAAGCAGAAGACAAGAAGCAAUAACUAUAAAUUGUUGAGCGCAGUAACUGAUGGACAUUGUUCUGGGUCUGUUGCGGUUUCCAUUGGAAGGAAAAUAUGGCAUCUGAUCACUAUUGUUGCAUGCCUUGCUGUAGUUUAGGAUUAUUAAGCAAUAACUAUAAAUUGUUGAGCGCAGUAACUGAUGGAUAUGGUUUGCUUAAUAAUCGAUGCCUCUGAAUUCUAUAAUUUGGAAACUGUUGUAUUGUUAUGCUCAAAUUUGUUUUCUUCUGAUUGAUGCCUACAGAGUUGUGUGAAUGUUGUUGCAUUUUUAACUUCAAAAUGUCUUGCACAAUGCUGUCAAAUAAUAUCAGAUUAUUGAUUCAAAA
Lotus japonicus is the source of this 827-nucleotide messenger RNA. RefSeq lists its product as uncharacterized. The transcript has 2 exons. NCBI's taxonomy places the organism in Eukaryota, Viridiplantae, Streptophyta, Magnoliopsida, Fabales, Fabaceae. Gene Ontology annotation, cellular component: mitochondrial large ribosomal subunit. The coding region runs from base 100 to 486 and encodes 128 amino acids. The record is from RefSeq and is a predicted model, not a curated record.